AUGCCGUUCGGGCCGCGACAACCGAACCGCAUCAGCCGUGAGCGGGGCAACAUCCUGAAGAACCUGACGGGGACGCAGGAGUACGAAAAUCACAUCGUCACCAGCCGGCUCGAUGCAUCGGAACCGGUGCGCAUGAUGUACCGUGGCAUUCGCGAGGUCUACAACCGACUGCUCGGACCGACGGGGAUGCGGGACGAAGGGGUGGCGCUGCAGGCACGCGUUCCACCCAGCGUUCCCUUUCCGUGUGACGUCCGGGGGUUCCGGAGUUCACCACCACCGUCCAGUGUCCACCGGCUGAAGCCCGGUGAUUUCGAUGUGGUGGCGGCUCUAGGUGAUUCGCUGACCAGCGCCACGGGAGCCAACUCACGCCAGGUCUGGGAGUUACUGAUCGACAAUCGGGGCCUGUCGUGGUGUAUCGGGGGCCAGGGUAACUGGCGGUCGUACCUGACGUUGCCGAACAUCCUGAAAGAGUUCAACCCACAGUUGUUCGGGUACUCGUUUGCGGACUCUUACAACGUGCAUCUACCGUCGCAGUUUAAUGUGGCGGAAAUCAUUGCGACCACGAGCGACAUGCCGUACAAUGCGGCAUCGCUGGUCGAGCGCAUGAAGUCGGACCCACGCGUCAACUGGAAGAAACACUGGAAGCUGCUCACACUGAUGAUCGGCGGCAAUGACUUCUGCUCGGACGUGUGCUACCAAACGAACGCGACGGAGUGGAUCAACCGGGACCAGGAAAAGUAUCUCCUGACCACGCUGCACUACCUCAAGAAAGCCAUGCCAAGAACGCUGGUGAAUCUGGUGCCCUCGCCACUUAUCAACCUAUCGUUCUCGAUCGACAAGGUGCAGGCCCCGCUGACGUGCCAGUUCGUCCGUCCGAUCGAAUGUUCCUGUCUGUACGGUCCGAAGUACUCCGCGAGGCGGAACCUCUACCGUCAGCUGGAGCGUCGUUUCGUACAGAUCAUGGAGCGCGUUAGCCACCGGCCCGAGUUCCACAGCGAUGAGUUUACCGUCGUCUACCAGCCGUUCUAUCGGGACGCCUCGGUGUUCUAUCGGCGCGACGGUAAGCCGGACCUAUCGAUCAUGGCGAUCGAUUGUGUCCACCUGAGCCAAAAGGGCCACGCGGUCUCGGCGAACGGGCUGUGGAACAACAUGCUCGAGCCGGUGCGCCACAAGACCACGGCCCUGCGUGAACUGUUCGAAGAGUUCCGGUGUCCCACGGCCCACAACCCCUACAUUAGGACGUACUUUAACGGCUGA
Anopheles bellator is the source of this 1257-nucleotide messenger RNA. RefSeq names its product phospholipase B1, membrane-associated-like. Gene Ontology annotation, biological process: phospholipid metabolic process. The transcript has 4 exons. Lineage: Eukaryota; Metazoa; Arthropoda; Insecta; Diptera; Culicidae. Gene Ontology annotation, molecular function: glycerophospholipase activity. The record is from RefSeq and is a predicted model, not a curated record. The coding region runs from base 1 to 1257 and encodes 418 amino acids.